GGACGUUAACAAAUCCAAUCCAAUCUGCUGCACCGCGCUUGGGCAAGGGGCCAGCGAUGCCCUGUGCAGUAGAACCGUAACAUACAGCAAGGUCGUGCGGAAGGGCUGCUCAGUUUGUAACUGCUUGGCCAUCAAGGCUCAAUAGAUAGUAUGACCUGAAGCAAGGAUGACCUGACGCACGGGACGCCAUGCCUGACGUUCUGUGGGAGGCAGGUCUGGUGGAGAUCCUCCAGAACUUGUUCUUGCUGAAGACAGCCCAUUUCCUCAACGUCUUCGAGGAUGCCCUUGACAUGCUGAGUAGCGAAACGUAUGCCCUGGUUCAGGACGUCAUCGAGCGCGCUAAGGAAACCAGGGACGACUUUUGGCACGGAAUCCUUCUGAUGGAUUACAAUGUCCAGGCAACAGCUGCGGCAGGCCUGGAAGGAGGGGUUUUCCUCACUCUUGCUCAGGCCAAUGCCACGACGAAGAUCGAUGCCACUCAUCUAGUACAAGGCGACGUCCAGCUUGACCAACUUCCAAAUCUCUUGUGCAACCUCUACGUUGGAUACAUGAACAAAGCCCUCUGCAGCUGUCUCCAGCGAUGGCAGAGACACGGAGAUGUCCUUGCCCUCCUCCACCGCACCCUCAGGUCGGAAACAGAUGCGGACGACGACGUCAGCGCGCUGGCCAAAACGGUUCACGACCGAAUCAACCUAACCUGGAAGAACGGCUUCAAACAGCUCUUUGAAACCGCUGUCCAGUUCAUUGCCGACCUCGAGGAACAGGUGCAGACGGAGUUGCUCUGACAGGGCAGGUGGUGCUGCGUUGGGAAUAACAUAGCACAGACAGCAAAUACUGGAAACAUCAGCCUUUAUUAUUCCAGAUAUUGGUUAUACUUAUAAAAGGAACAAUAUACAACCUAUUAUGUACACUGAA
This is a messenger RNA of Ornithodoros turicata, 915 nucleotides long. RefSeq lists its product as uncharacterized. The transcript has 3 exons. The coding region runs from base 189 to 785 and encodes 198 amino acids. NCBI's taxonomy places the organism in Eukaryota, Metazoa, Arthropoda, Arachnida, Ixodida, Argasidae. The record is from RefSeq and is a predicted model, not a curated record.